UAAAAGAAAAAAGACCAAGCCUAAGGCUUUUCUUCUUUCUUUCUUCCCACCCCUCUCCUCUUUCUUAACUUUCCUCUCAUCUAAUCCAAUCAACCCCGUGACUUGACUUCACCUGUCCUCGUGGCCGGGGAGCUCCGCAUACAGAAGAACGUGCGAUUGCGCUUCAAUCUCUCAAGAAAGAAGAAGAAGAAGAAGAAAAGAAGAGGAAGGAAAGGCACUGAUCAAUCAAUCAAUCAACUGCCAAAACAACCAUCGCAUCAACCAAUUGAACCCCAAUUCUACUUGACCCGACGAAAGAGAGAGAAAGAGAGAGUCGAAAACACCAUGCCCCCCAAAACCGGCGUCCGCGUCGCACGACCAAGCUCAUCCUCAGCACAAGCACAAGCACAAUCCACAACAGCCGGACCAUCACGAUCAACCGCUCUAAAACCCACACGAGGCGGCGCGCGCAAAUCCACCACUGGUGGGAAACGACCAGCUGGCUCUUCUAUUUCUGCCAGAACAUCAGAUGUACAACCCGGCGACCCAGCCCCCACCGGUCGUCGUCGCCGCUACAGACCCGGCACUGGCGCUCUAAAAGAAAUCCGGCGUUACCAACGCUCCUACGAUCUACUCCUUCUCAAACUCCCCUUUGCUCGACUUGUUCGCGAAGUCGCCCUCGAUCUACUCCCCGCUGACGUGGGCCCAGAGCUCCGAUGGCAAUCGCACGCUAUUCAGGCCCUGCAGGAAGCAGCGGAAGCGUUCCUGGUGCAUUUGUUCGAGGAUACGAAUCUGUGCGCUAUCCAUGCGAAGAGGGUUACGAUCAUGCAGAAGGAUAUUCAGCUCGCGAGGCGGAUACGUGGUGUUUGGGGUGGGCUUGGUUGAGAUUGGGGUGGUGAAGAAAUAGAAAAGAAAGAAGGAGAGACGGCCAGCCAUUCUUGUUCUUUUCUUUCCUUUUUUUUAUAUCGUUUUGUACAAGUGUGAGAGAGGGCUUUUAUCUUGGUGUUUUCAGGGAGCGGGGAGCGAAGGUCUGGUGUUUCUGGCGUUUUGAAAGGGCUUGUCCC
Paecilomyces variotii is the source of this 1043-nucleotide messenger RNA. RefSeq names its product histone H3. Gene Ontology annotation, cellular component: nucleosome. Bases 325 to 864 code for a protein of 179 amino acids. Lineage: Eukaryota; Fungi; Ascomycota; Eurotiomycetes; Eurotiales; Thermoascaceae. The transcript has 2 exons. Gene Ontology annotation, molecular function: DNA binding; structural constituent of chromatin; protein heterodimerization activity. The record is from RefSeq and is a predicted model, not a curated record.